AUGUAUCGGAGAGACUCUAAAAUAACUUCUCAAGAGUUUCUCAAGUGCAAUAAUAGCUUAUAUUAUAAGUUAUUUGUUACUCCAGAAAACAGUUAUUUUUUGGCUUCUCUAAUUGUACAUGCACAUAUUUUCAGUCGUUUCCCAAACAGCAGCAAAAAUUCUUCACCUGUACCAAAAACAAUUUCAAAACAUUUGAAUACAUUUAUUCCGCAUAACUCAGUUGUACUGUUGUUAGAAAAUGGCAAAAAUUCUGCUUUCAAAUUUCGUAAUGGCAAAUAUAAACUGAUUGCUGAUCAACAACAGCUGACGGUUAAGAAAAAUAUUACCACAAAUCGUUGUCAACCACAAUGCCGAAGCUCAGUGGCAAAUCUGUACAACAAUCGAUUUGGUCGAACGCUUCUUCGGACCGAUUUAUCCUGUUUACAGGCUAGGCACGAGCUAGAAAUUUGUAACCUGAUGCCCAACAAGACACCACUACAUUGUAACUUAGCCAGAUUAGCAUGUGAAAGUGAUCUUCAGCAGGUAAAAUCGAUCAAAUUAAAGAGUUGA
Molecule: messenger RNA, 549 nt
Organism: Enterobius vermicularis (human pinworm)
Lineage: Eukaryota; Metazoa; Nematoda; Chromadorea; Rhabditida; Oxyuridae
Source: the annotation of a GenBank genome assembly